Messenger RNA from Dryobates pubescens (Downy woodpecker), 1045 nucleotides. RefSeq names its product mediator complex subunit 27 (gene MED27). The transcript is spliced from 8 exons. The record is from RefSeq and is a predicted model, not a curated record. Gene Ontology annotation, molecular function: transcription coactivator activity. Gene Ontology annotation, biological process: regulation of transcription by RNA polymerase II. Gene Ontology annotation, cellular component: mediator complex. Lineage: Eukaryota; Metazoa; Chordata; Aves; Piciformes; Picidae. Bases 20 to 958 code for a protein of 312 amino acids.
CCGGGCCCGGCCGGCCAAGAUGGCGGACGGGGUGCUGAGCCCCGGCGUGAACCUGGAGGCCUUCUCCCAGGCCAUCGCCGCCAUCCAGGCGCUGCGCUCCAGCGUGACGAGGGUCUUCGACUGCCUGAAGGAUGGGAUGCGCAACAAGGAGACCCUGGAGGGCCGCGAAAAGGGCUUCGUGGCCGCUUUCCAGGAGAGCCUGCACUCCGUCAGCCGCGACCUGGGUGAGCUGGAACGGCUGAGCAACCUCGUGGGGAAGCCAUCUGAGAACCACCCUCUGCACAACAGUGGACUGCUGAGCCUAGAUCCUGUCCAGGACAAAACCCCUCUCUACAGCCAACUUCUUCAAGCCUACAAAUGGUCAAACAAGCUGCAGUACCACGCCGGGCUGGCAUCCGGCCUCCUGAACCAGCAGUCUCUGAAGCGCUCGGCCAACCAGAUGGGGGUGUCUGCCAAGCGCAGGCCCAAGGCCCAGCCCACCACUCUGGUCCUGCCUCCUCAGUACGUGGAUGACGUGAUCAAUCGCAUCGACAGGAUGUUCCCCGAGAUGUCCAUCCAGCUCUCCAGGCCCAAUGGGACCUCAGCAAUGCUGCUGGUUACCUUAGGAAAAGUAUUGAAAGUGAUAGUGGUGAUGAGAAGCCUCUUCAUUGACAGGACCAUAGUGAAAGGCUACAAUGAGAAUGUCUACACUGAAGAUGGGAAGCUCGACAUCUGGUCCAAAUCCAACUAUCAAGUGUUCCAGAAGGUGACAGAUCAUGCCACCACUGCUCUCCUGCACUACCAGCUGCCCCAGAUGCCAGAUGUGGUGGUCAGAUCUUUCAUGACCUGGCUGAGGAGUUACAUCAAGCUGUUCCAGGCCCCGUGCCAGCGCUGUGGGAAGUUCCUGCAGGAGGGGCUGCCUCCCACCUGGAGGGACUUCAGGACGCUCGAAGCCUUCCACGACACCUGCAGGCAGUAGCAGCCUGGGUGCCGAGAGGAGGAGUGGCUCUGCUGGGCUGGGGAGAGAGCUGCUGCUUUGUGAGGUGGUGCCCUCCCUGAGCCUGUG